This is a messenger RNA of Drosophila hydei, 1069 nucleotides long. RefSeq names its product cytoplasmic tRNA 2-thiolation protein 1 (gene Ctu1). The record is from RefSeq and is a predicted model, not a curated record. Gene Ontology annotation, biological process: tRNA wobble position uridine thiolation. Gene Ontology annotation, cellular component: mitochondrion; cytosolic tRNA wobble base thiouridylase complex. NCBI's taxonomy places the organism in Eukaryota, Metazoa, Arthropoda, Insecta, Diptera, Drosophilidae. The coding region runs from base 31 to 1062 and encodes 343 amino acids. The transcript has 3 exons. Gene Ontology annotation, molecular function: tRNA binding.
UGUUUAUAAACAUUAUAUAUUUCAUAUAAAAUGCCUAUAGAUUGCAAAGCUCAAUGUGGCAACAGGGCCAGUUUAAAGCGUCCCAAAACAGGUGAUGCUUUGUGCAAAGCCUGCUUUUUUGCUGCCUUUGAGGCCGAGAUUCAUCACACAAUUAUUUCAAGUAAGCUUUUUCGACGCGGCGAGAAAGUUGCUGUCGCUGCCAGCGGUGGCAAGGACUCCACAGUUCUGGCUCAUGUCCUAAAGCUACUCAAUGAACGCCACAAUUAUGGGCUAGAUUUGGUGCUACUCUCCAUUGAUGAAGGCAUCACAGGCUAUCGGGACGACAGUUUAGAAACGGUUAAAAAAAAUCGCGAUGAUUAUCAAAUGCCACUUAAAAUCCUAUCCUACGAAGAACUUUACGGGUGGACUAUGGAUCGCAUUGUGGCGCAAAUAGGUCGCUCCAACAAUUGUACAUUUUGUGGCGUGUUUCGACGUCAGGCAUUGGAUAGAGGAGCAAAGCUAUUGGGUGUUGACAGCAUCGCCACAGGCCAUAACGCUGACGAUAUUGCAGAAACUGUACUGAUGAAUAUUCUGCGAGGUGACACGGCUCGAUUACGUCGUUGCACGAAUAUUCGCACAGGUGGCAGUGAGGAUACCAUAUCCCGAGUGAAGCCACUUAAAUACAGCUACGAAAAGGAGAUCGUAAUGUAUGCGCACUACAAAAAACUGGUUUACUUCUCCACCGAGUGCGUAUUUGCCCCAAAUGCCUACCGAGGACACGCACGAGCUUUUCUCAAGGAUCUGGAAAAAGUGCGCCCCUCUGUCAUAAUGGACAUUAUUUAUUCGGGUGAGCAACUGCGAUUUAAGGAUACAGUGAAGAAUCCUGUGCGCGGGAUUUGCGAGCGCUGCGGAUUCGUCUCUUCACAGCAGCCAUGCAAAGCAUGCGUACUACUAGAAGGACUUAAUCGUGGACUACCUAAACUGGGCAUUGGCAAGAAAUCAAAGGGUGAACGCAUGAUUGCCAAACAAAAUCAGGAAUUAGCUUUAAGAGAGCGUGCUAAUCUAGUAAAAAACGAUUUCUGAUGUUAAC